CUCGGUGUUUCCAGGGGUUUAAGGUCUGACAGAAACCAAGGUUCCCUGUUCCCUAAAACCCUAAAAAUGGCGGCAAUUACCGAUUUGACUCAGCACCUCGAGUGUUACGUCGACACAGCUCGCCCUCCCGCCGACCAGGCUGCCAGCUUGAAUUUUAUCACUUCUCUUGUGAAGAAGGACUUACUGACUAUUGAAGUUCUGGUGAAAGAGAUGAGGAUGUAUCUCACCAUUACGGAUAAUGUUAUUCGUGCUCGUGGUAUACUUCUUUUGGCAGAAGUUCUUAUAGGUCUUUCAUCAAAGCCACUAGAUAAUGCAACCAUUCAUAGCUUGAUAGGAUUCUUCACAGACAGACUGUCAGAUUGGAGAGCUUUACGUGGUGCACUUGUUGGUUGCUUAGCACUGCUGAGGAGACAGGUUAAUGCCGGAAUGGUCUCUGCCAGUGACGCAAAAUUCGUUGCUCAGUCUUUCAGAGAGAACCUACCGGUGCAAUCUUUAGCUCAACAGGAUAGAAAGCUUUGCUUUGAGCUUUUGGAAUGUCUUUUACAACACUACCCGAAUGAGGUUGCUUCACUGGGUGAAGACCUAUUCUAUGCGAUCUCUGAAGCCAUUGAUGGAGAAAAGGAUCCUCAUUGCUUGAUAUUAACUUUUCAUAUAGUUGAGAUUCUGGUCCAAAUAUAUCCAGAGCCAUCGGGGCCACUUGCAAGUUUCUGUGGAGAUCUAUUUGAAUUCUUGGGUUGCUACUUUCCCAUCCAUUUUACUCAUCUGAAAGAUGAGGAUGCUGAUGUGAGAAGGGAGGACCUUUCGAAGGCGCUAAUGUCAGCAUUCUCAUCCACAGCUUUAUUUGAGCCAUUUGUCAUUCCGCUGCUUCUUGAAAAACUUUCCUCUUCUUUGCCAUUAGCAAAGGUUGAUUCUUUGAAGUAUCUUAACUAUUGUGCAUCAAGAUAUGGAGCUGAAAGAAUGGCGAAACAUGCUGAAACAAUCUGGGUUUCCUUAAAACAUGAAAUAAGUAAUUCACUAAAAGUGCCUGCUAAAUCAUUUCCUGGAGAACCACUACUUGGUCUUGGCUUUGAAGAAGAUGAAAUUGUAACAGAAGCUCUAAUUCUUCUACAAAAGGUCACCAUGCAAAAUGAUGCUUUGUUUCUACGUAUGAUUGUUCAGGAUGCAGAUAUAAACAAUGUUUUCAAUUCCAUAGCUACACAUGAAAGUUACACUAGUAUUCCCUCGCUAGGCAGGCAGAGUUUACAUGCAGUUGGUCGCAUCUUUUGUAUGGUAGCCGGGACUUCCAUGGCUUCCUGUAGUAGGAUAUUUGAAAGGUUCUUUCCUUCGCUAAUGAAGACUCUGGAGAUUUCACUGGGGAUUUCAUCGAAGGAUUGUACUCUUAAGGAGAAUUCUUUGUCCUCUAGAAGAUUUAAUAUUGGAGCUCUUUAUCUCUGCAUGGAACUCAUUGCUGCAUGCAGAGAUUUAAUCAUGAGAACCAAUGAACAUGCUGAGAAGUCUGGUACUGCAGAUGAGACAUGUUGCUACAUGCUUCAAAGCUCUGCACCAACACUAAUCACUGCCUUUUGUACUACCUUAGCGAAAAGUUCCAAUAACGUUGUCGAUGAUGCAGAAAUUUAUUUCAAAGUGAAGGGUUUACAAAUGUUGGUUACAUUCCCUGGAUAUUUCUUACAAAUACCAAAACCUAUGUUUGAGAAUGUUCUGAAGACUCUCAUGUCGAUCAUCUUGGUGAAUUUUGACAAUCCGAUGUUAUGGAAACUUGCAUUGAAGGCUUUAGUGCACAUUGGCUCAUUUGUGGAUAUGCAUCUUGAGUCAGAGGAGGCACAAAGCUAUACAAGUUUUGUUGUUGAAAAGACUAUUUCACUGGUGUCUCAAGAUGAUUUCAUUGUGCCAUUCCCUCUAAAACUGGAAGCAGUAUCUGAGAUUGGUACAAGUAGUCAAAAUCAUAUGCUAAAAAUUGUCCAAGGGCUGGAAGAUGCUAUUGUUGCCAAUUUAUCCAAAACUUAUGUCCAUGGAGAUUCAAAGUCAGCUGAAAAAACAAUUCAACUUUUGGAAUGCUACUAUAAUAAGAUCAUCUCAUGGAUCAAUGAAACUGGAGGUCUUGAGGAAGUUCUGUAUCGAUUUGUCAUACGUAUUUGGAAUUGCAUAGAAAGGUGCAAAGAAUCUAGCAGUCAAGUCCAAGACAAAGGACUUCUUGAUGCAACAAUGAUGGCAACGAAGCUUGCUGUUGGGAGUUGUUCAGAGGAAAGUCAGAACAUCAUAAUCCAAAAGGCUUACAGAGCUCUUUCAUCUGGUUUAUCAAUCCCUUUUAAGGACUCCAUGGAUGGCAAUUCUUUAGUUAAGCUUGAAAACUUGCACCUCUCCGAACAGCUGGACAUGUUUUCACCUAGGGAUGAAUUGAUUCUUUCACUAUUUGCAUCAGUAAUCAUAGGGAUGCGUCCAAAAAGUCAUAUUGCAAAUGCAAAAGGAAUUUUGCAUUUAUUUAUGACUGCCCUUGUUAAAGGGUGUGCUCCAGCAGCUCAGGCAUUGGGUUCUAUGAUUAACAAAUUGGGUACACCAUCCAAUGAAAUAGCAAUUUCAACUUCAUGUACGCUGGAAGAAGCAAUGGAAAUCAUUUUUAGGUCAAAACUAUGGAAUAUCAGUGAGAAUGGAGUUUUAAGAGAAUCUGGAACAGGCCACGGCAGUAAAGUGGGGCUCACUGAAUUAUGCCUUGGGAUUUCGAUUAGUGAAUUGCUUCAAAUUCAUGCCAUCACUGGAAUAGCAUGGAUAGGGAAAGGUUUGCUUCUAAUUGGACAUGAACGAGUAAAAGAUGUUACCAAAAUCAUCUUGGAUUGCCUAAUGGCAGAUGAGAGAGUAGGUGCUUCUGUGAGAAGAACUGCAGCAGAUGCUUUUCACAUUCUUAUGAGUGAUUGUGAUGUUUGUUUGAACCGUACGUUCCAUGCAAAAAUACGACCACUCUACAAGCAGCGAUUUUUCUCUACAGUGAUGCCGAUUUUGCAUUCUUUGAUAGUGAAAUCUGAUUCACCAUUAUCUAGACCUAUGCUGUUUCGAGCAUCAGCACACCUCAUCUCCAAUGCUCCCUUAAUUGUUAUAUUGAGUGAAGCCAAGAAGCUCAUGAAAGUACUGUUAGAUGGCUUGUCCAUACUAAGCGAGGAUAUUCUGGAUAACGAUAAGCUUUACAGUCUUUUGUUAGUUCUAUCUGGGAUAUUGACAGAUAAAUGCGGAGAAGAAGCUGUCCUAGAGAAUGCACAUAUAAUAAUUGAUUGUCUCACCAGACUCAUUAACUACCCUCAUAUGAUGCUUGUUCGAGAGACUGCAAUCCAAUGCCUUCUUGCCAUGUCUGGGCUGCCCCGUCCUAGAAUCUUUCCCCUGAAAACACAGGUUCUGCAAGCAAUAUUCAAGGCACUUGAUGAUCCAAAAAGAUCUGUUCGUCAGGAAGCUGUUAGAUGUCGACAUGCAUGGACAUCAAUUGCAUAAAGUAUGCUUACAAGGAACUGAAAGAAGACCAUGGGGAUAUCCCAACCGGCAACAGAAAUUAGAAUGAGUGAUGCUUUUAGCUUUUCCUAUCUUUUAUUGCUAAUGAUUGUAUGUAAAAUGCCGCAAAUGGUCGUUGAUAUCAGGUUUGGUGUUUGUUGAAGUGUUCAAAUCUCUGUACUACCUGUAAAUGCUCGUUCUUCUGUGUAUUACUUAACAUCCAAGCUUAGAUAGUUCAUCGUUUCAUACAAUUUAGAAAGAAAAUAAUCAA
Messenger RNA from Argentina anserina (silverweed cinquefoil), 3742 nucleotides. RefSeq names its product MMS19 nucleotide excision repair protein homolog. Bases 67 to 3474 code for a protein of 1135 amino acids. The transcript has 20 exons. Lineage: Eukaryota; Viridiplantae; Streptophyta; Magnoliopsida; Rosales; Rosaceae. Gene Ontology annotation, cellular component: cytosolic [4Fe-4S] assembly targeting complex. The record is from RefSeq and is a predicted model, not a curated record. Gene Ontology annotation, biological process: iron-sulfur cluster assembly.